This is a messenger RNA of Nothoprocta perdicaria, 5494 nucleotides long. RefSeq names its product collagen type III alpha 1 chain (gene COL3A1). The transcript has 51 exons. NCBI's taxonomy places the organism in Eukaryota, Metazoa, Chordata, Aves, Tinamiformes, Tinamidae. Gene Ontology annotation, molecular function: protein binding; extracellular matrix structural constituent. The record is from RefSeq and is a predicted model, not a curated record. The coding region runs from base 131 to 4519 and encodes 1462 amino acids.
UGUGGCUGAGUUCUGUACAUGGCCCGGUGCUGGAAGGGCAGGGAACACCCGAUGUUGCUACUUUGAAUAGAUUUUUCUUUCCCCCCCAUUUUUAUUUUUGCACAGAGAGUCUCAUGUCUAAUAUUUAGACAUGAUGAGCUUUGUGCAAAAAGUAACUUUGCUCAUUCUUGCCGUGUUUCAACCCUCAGUUAUUUUGGCACAACAAGACGUCACUACAGAAACAUGUACCCAUCUUGGCCAGGUUUAUGCUGACAGGGACGUUUGGAAACCUGAGCCAUGCCAGAUCUGUGUGUGUGAUUCUGGAUCCGUUCUCUGUGAUGACAUCAUCUGUGACGAUCAAGAGUUAGACUGCCCCAACCCAGAGAUUCCCUUUGGAGAAUGUUGUCCGGUUUGUCCACAAACAACAACAGAAGCUCCUAGAACUACUCCAUCAAUUGUUCGAGGUCCCAAGGGAGAUCCUGGUUCUCCUGGUACUCCUGGCAGAAAUGGUGCCCCUGGCCCUCCUGGACAUCCAGGGAGUCCUGGAGCUCCUGGUCCCCCAGGGAUCUGCCAGUCAUGUCCCAGUGUAAAUGGAGGUAGUUUUUCUCCACAGUAUGAUUCCUAUGAUGUGAAGGCCGGUUCAGCUGGUAUUGGUUACCCUCAGCCCAUUAGUGGUUUUCCAGGACCCCCUGGCCCCAGUGGUCCUCCUGGUCCCCCUGGUCAUGCAGGUCCACCUGGUGCUAAUGGAUACCAAGGCUCCCCUGGAGAACCAGGACAACCUGGCCCUACUGGACCUCCAGGCCCUCCUGGACUGAUAGGCCCAUCUGGUCCACCAGGAAAAGAUGGAGAACCAGGAAGACCAGGUAGAAAUGGAGACAGAGGAAUUCCUGGAUUGCCGGGCCAUAAAGGACACCCUGGAAUGCCUGGGAUGCCUGGAAUGAAGGGUCAAAGAGGUUUUGAUGGAAAAGAUGGUGCAAAAGGUGACACCGGUGCUCCUGGUCCAAAGGGUGAAACUGGUCUUCCUGGCGCAAAUGGAUCACCAGGCCAACCGGGGCCAAGAGGUCCAUCUGGUGAAAGAGGAAGACCUGGGAAUCCUGGGGGACCUGGUGCUCAUGGCAAAGAUGGUGCUCCAGGAGCAGCUGGCCCACCUGGUCCCGCGGGUCCCCCUGGAACUGCAGGAUUUCCAGGCUCUCCAGGUUUUAAGGGUGAAGCUGGUCCUCCUGGUCCUGCAGGUGCUAGUGGUGCUCCUGGAGAGAGAGGAGAACCUGGUCCCCAAGGUCAUGCUGGGCCACCUGGGCCUCAGGGUCCUCCUGGACGAGCUGGAAGCCCUGGCAACAAAGGUGAAAUGGGACCUUCUGGUAUUCCUGGUGCUCCUGGCUUGCCUGGAGGUCGUGGUCUUCCUGGUCCUCCAGGUACAAGUGGAAAUCCUGGAGCAAAAGGCACUCCGGGAGAACCUGGUAAGAACGGUGCAAAAGGAGAUCCUGGACCAAAAGGAGAGCGUGGAGAAAAUGGCACCCCAGGUGCUCCUGGACCCCCCGGUGAAGAAGGCAAAAGGGGUGCAAAUGGUGAACCCGGGCAGAACGGCGUACCUGGUACACCUGGAGAAAGGGGCUCCCCUGGUUUCCGUGGCUUACCAGGCAGCAAUGGACUUCCAGGUGAAAAGGGUCCUGCAGGUGAACGUGGUAGCCCAGGACCUCCUGGCCCAAGUGGAACUCCAGGAGAGCGUGGACAAGACGGAGGCCCAGGUCUUCCAGGAAUGAGAGGUUUGCCUGGAAUUCCAGGAAGCCCCGGAAGUGAUGGGAAACCUGGCCCUCCAGGUUCACAGGGAGACUCUGGCCGUGCUGGUCCACCUGGCCCAGCAGGUCCACGUGGUCAGCCAGGYGUAAUGGGUUUCCCAGGUCCUAAGGGGAAUGAGGGUGCACCAGGUAAGAAUGGAGAAAGAGGCCCUGGUGGACCACCAGGAGCACCUGGUCCUGCUGGGAAGAAUGGUGAUGUUGGACUGCCAGGUCCUCCUGGACCUCCUGGUGCGUCUGGGGAGAGAGGAGAACCAGGACCCUCAGGUUCACCUGGCCUCCAGGGAUUACCUGGUGGACCAGGACCAGCUGGAGAGAAUGGAAAGCCUGGAGAGCCAGGGCCAAAAGGUGAAAUUGGAGGACCUGGAUUCCCAGGCCCUAAGGGUGAAAACGGUAUUCCAGGAGAACGCGGUGCACAGGGGCCUCCAGGACCUCCUGGAGCAAGAGGUGGGCCAGGUCCUGCUGGCUCAGAAGGUGCCAAGGGUCCCCCUGGACCUCCUGGAGCUCCUGGAGGCACAGGACUCCCUGGCCUACAAGGAAUGCCAGGAGAAAGGGGAGCUUCUGGAAGUCCUGGACCAAAAGGGGACAAGGGAGAACCUGGUGGCAAAGGGGCUGAUGGCCUUCCUGGUGCAAGAGGAGAGAGAGGUAAUGUAGGGCCCAUCGGCCCUCCUGGUCCUGCUGGUCCACCUGGAGACAAGGGAGAGACUGGCCCAGCAGGCGCCCCAGGUCCAGUGGGUGCCCGUGGUGGUCCUGGUGAGCGAGGAGAACAAGGUCUCCCAGGACCUGCUGGCUUCCCMGGAGCUCCUGGCCAAAAUGGAGAACCUGGUGGGAAAGGAGAAAGAGGCCCAACUGGUCUAAGAGGAGAGGCUGGACCUCCUGGAGCUGCAGGUCCCCAAGGUGGUCCUGGUGCACCAGGCCCACCUGGUCCUCAAGGCACGAAAGGAGAACGUGGAUCUCCUGGAGGACCUGGUGCUGCUGGUUUCCCUGGUGCUCGAGGUCUGCCUGGUCCCCCUGGUAACAAUGGUAAUCCAGGUCCACCUGGCAAUGCAGGACCUGCAGGUAAGGAUGGGCCUCCUGGACCCCCUGGCAGUUCUGGUUCUCCUGGCAGUCCUGGACCUGCUGGAAUAAGAGGCGAGCCUGGUGCCCCAGGAGAAAAAGGCCCACCAGGUGCACGAGGAGAAAGGGGAGCACCAGGUGAACCAGGUCCUCAAGGCAUCGUCGGUGGACGUGGUAACACAGGUUUACCAGGCCUGCGUGGCCCAGCUGGUCCAGCGGGUAUGGCAGGUGCAAAGGGUGAAGAUGGUAAACCAGGCGUCAAUGGUGUCCCAGGAGAACGUGGUGCUCCCGGACCACAGGGUCCUAUGGGACAAAGAGGUCUACCUGGAGAACCUGGUAGAGAUGGUAAUCCUGGCUCAGAAGGCUCACCUGGACGUGAUGGAUCCCCAGGAACCAAAGGUGACCGUGGUGAAAAUGGCUCUCCUGGUCCUCCCGGGCCUCCUGGUCACCCUGGGCCUGCAGGUAACAACGGUGCACCUGGAAAAGCUGGCGAAAGAGGAUUUCAGGGUCCACCUGGCCCUCCUGGCUCUGCUGGUCCUGCUGGUGCUCGUGGUCCUGCUGGUCCCCAAGGUCCUCGUGGUGAUAAAGGCGAAACUGGUGAACGAGGUAGCAAUGGCAUAAAGGGACACAGAGGAUUUCCUGGUACCCCUGGCCUCCCCGGUCCUCCUGGACCUCUGGGUCCACAAGGUGCAAUUGGAAGUCCAGGAGCUUCAGGUGCAAGGGGUCCCCCAGGACCAGCUGGCCCCCCUGGAAAAGAUGGUACAAGUGGUUACCCAGGUCCUAUUGGUCCUCCUGGCCCGCGUGGUAACAGAGGUGAAAGUGGCCCUGCGGGUCCACCAGGCCAACCUGGUCUCCCUGGUCCUUCUGGUCCUCCUGGUCCAUGUUGUGGUGGUGGUGUAGCUGCCCUUGGUGCUGGUGAAAAAGGUCCAGUGGGCUAUGGGUAUGAAUAUCGAGAUGAGCCAAGAGAAAAUGAGAUCAACAUGGCUGACAUCAUGUCUUCAAUGAAAUCACUUAACAAUCAGAUUGAAAACAUAAUUAGUCCUGAUGGGUCACGGAAGAACCCAGCUCGUAACUGCAGAGAUCUGAAAUUCUGCCAUCCUGAGCUCAAGAGCGGAGAGUAUUGGAUUGAUCCCAACCAAGGCUGCAAGAUGGAUGCUAUUAAAGUAUACUGUAAUAUGGAAACGGGUGAGACAUGCCUCAGUGCUAACCCCAGCACUGUGCCAAGGAAGAACUGGUGGACCACUUCAAGCAAUGAAAGGAAACAUGUUUGGUUUGGUGAAUCUAUGAAUGGAGGCUUCCAGUUCAGCUAUGGAGAUCCUGAGCUCCCAGAGGACGUCUCAGAAGUUCAGCUGGCAUUCCUCAGGAUACUCUCUAGCCGGGCCUCCCAGAACAUCACUUACCACUGCAGGAACAGCAUUGCCUACAUGGAUCAAGCCAGUGGAAACGUCAAAAAGGCCCUGAAAUUAAUGAGCUCUGUGGAAAGUGAGAUCAAGGCUGAAGGAAACAGCAAAUUCACAUAUGCUGUUCUGGAAGACGGCUGUACUAAACACACUGGUGAAUGGGGUAAAACAGUCUUUGAAUACAGAACACGCAAGACAAUGAGGUUGCCUGUGAUUGAUAUUGCACCCUUAGAUAUUGGUGGUCCUGAUCAGGAAUUUGGUGUGGACGUUGGCCCAGUCUGCUUCUUAUAAAUCAAAGAUCUUGCUCUUUCUGAUAUCCCAGCAAACAAAUUCACACUUCAACUGUGCUCCUUUGUUUUAACCUUGUCAGCUAGUACAGGUGACCAUCUGUAUCCCAGUUAUUUAUUAACAAAAUUUCUGGGGGAAAAAAUAAUUUGAUAUCGAGGGUUAUUUUUUUUUUUUUUUUUUUUUUUUUUUUUUGCUAUUACACAAAGUACAAUAAAAAAUGCUUUUGCUGUAUUUUUUUAACCAAAUUCCACCUUCAAAACAUGUCUCCGUGGUGCUAUAAUAAAACUUCAACACUCAAAACAACACUGUGUUCUAUUAGUUGAAUGUUAGCCAAUUUACAAGGCACUGAUUGCUCCCUGUACCAAAGUUUACCCUCUUUUCUAAGAUACAGUCCAUAUAGCUAGAAAGACUUCCCUGUUUCAACUACCUCAACAUGGACAGAAACUGGGAUGUGUCUGAUGAUUCACACCAAAAAAAAAAAAAAAACAAUCAAACAAAUCAGUCAAAACAAAUUGGACCUAUUGGUUAGUGGAAUCAUUCGGUACAAAAUUACAUAUUUCUGUACUAAUUAGCUGUGAAAAAGUACAGUGUAUUUUAAGAAUUUAAUACCUUAAUGUUAACAGUCACCAUAAUUUUAUUGUUGGAUUGUAUUCUGUUAUCAAAGGUGCUUCUCUACUUUCCUGUCAUUGCUGGUCAAGACCACUAAAAUUAGGGAAGUAUAAAAGAGUAACAUGAUGGUGCUAAAUAUAUUUUUCACUCCUAACUCUGCAAGUCAGGGUUAUUGACUUGCUUUAAAAAAUAAAGGAUUAACAGCAAUUAUAAAUGUCUCCUGUCAUAGCUUGUUAUUGGCAUGUCAUAUUUGAGAACUUUGUCCCUUCACUCUGUAAAAGUCAAUAAAGGUGCAAAAUUGUGAAAUUUUUUUGUCACGUUAACACAUUUGUAGUGUUGAAGGUUAACCAUCCUUGUAAGCUUUUAUAU